This is a messenger RNA of Symbiodinium natans, 2634 nucleotides long. Lineage: Eukaryota; Dinophyceae; Suessiales; Symbiodiniaceae. The record is from the annotation of a GenBank genome assembly.
AUGGACUUCGUCGCGCGGGCGCGCGUGCGCGCGCGCGAGCCUUUUGAGAGCAUUGCCCAAGUACAGCUCGGUCCCAACCCUCAGCCCUCAGCGAGCAUGGCGAACCGUCAGCCCGAGAUCCAGGAGCUCCCCGAGGAGGAGCGGCUCGUGGAGAGGACGUCUGCUCGCGAGGCGCAGCUGGGGGCGCCCGAGUUCGCGCGGCGCUGGGCGCGGCGCGCGGCUGGCGUGGCGGCGCUGGGUCUCAUGGUCUUCGUCGUGGCGCCCAAACUGGGUCUGCCGGUGGGUGCCAAGUCCACGGAGUUCUUGGAAGGCGUUGGCGGACAAGCCUGGCACACGCUCGAGUCAGAGCUGGAUGCAUCCAAGGAGCUGCCGACGGUCGGCCUCGCCCACAUCAGCCCGGCAGCCGGCCAGGUGCUGUGCGUGAUCGACGUGGCCCAAGCCGUGGCACGCGUGAUGCUGACGGGCACGUUCAUCAAGUUCUCCACGGUGGCCUGCGACUUUGACAGGAUCGAGGCUGUCAAGAAGCGCCCGGUGAGGAACGACGAGCGGGAGACGUGCGCCUCCGGCAUCUUCGGCAUCCUGCUGUCGGUGGAGCUUGGCAUGGGUGUGAUCGCCUCCUCCAUCUCUACGUGCUCGGGCUCACUGAACGUCCCUGCGAAUUGCGCCGCGAACAUCGGCGCUUUCACAGGCGGCCUUUCUGUGCUGAUGCAGUCGACCCUCUCCGCCGACCUGAUCUGCAACAAAGGCGUCAAGGCCGGCAAGCUGACCCCAGAAGCCAAGAUCGACGCCGUGAUUUCUGCUGCUACGACUGGCAAGAUCACCAAGCAGAAGAAGCAGGUCUCGAAGAGUGUGUACAACUAUCUCAAGAAGGCCGGCGUCGACGUGAGUACGCUGCCAGCGCCGCCGGCGGUGCCGAACGAUGCCGUGUAUGGUGCAGUUGCCCGGUGCGUGGCCCAGCUGGACUUGGGUGCCACCUUCGUCAUGAGGUUUGCCAUCAUCCUGGCGGACAGCACCAUCCACUGCACCCCAGGAGUCGUCCAAACCGAGGGCCGCGUGUGCGCGGUCGACAUCACGGGCAUCCUCGCGGUCCUGAGCCUGUCGGUGCGCUUCUUCUCCUUGGCCAGCAACUCGUGCGUGAACAUCGUGGGCCGCGCGGACAAGGACGCCAACUGCGUGGCCGCCUGCUCGGGCAUCACCGGCUCCACCAUGGCCAUGACCUCCUCGGGCAUGAACUUGGACGCUGCAUGCCGCAAGGCCUUUGGCAAGUGGGACCCGGAUGCCUGGCCAAGCAACCUGGGGCCCGUCAGCGCCUCCGGCCAGACCCACGGCGAGGAGCUCCAUGUCCCUGCCAGGGACGGCAACACCAUCAUCGCAGAGCUCCCCGAGGAGGAGCGGCUCGUGGGGAGGACGUCUGCUCGCGAGGCGCAGCUGGGGGCGCCCGAGUUCGCGCGGCGCUGGGCGCGGCACGCGGCUGGCGUGGCGGCGCUGGGUCUCAUGGUCUUCGUCGUGGCGCCCAAACUGGGUCUGCCGGUGGGUGCCAAGUCCACGGAGUUCUUGGAAGGCGUUGGCGGACAAGCCUGGCACACGCUCGAGUCAGAGCUGGAUGCAUCCAAGGAGCUGCCGACGGUCGGCCUCGCCCACAUCAGCCCGGCAGCCGGCCAGGUGCUGUGCGUGAUCGACGUGGCCCAAGCCGUGGCACGCGUGAUGCUGACGGGCACGUUCAUCAAGUUCUCGACGGUGGCCUGCGACUUUGACAGGAUCCAGGCUGUCAAGAAGCGCCCGGUGAGGAACGACGAGCGGGAGACGUGCGCCUCCGGCAUCUUCGGCAUCCUACUGUCGGUGGAGCUUGGCAUGGGUGUGAUCGCCUCCUCCAUCUCCACGUGCUCGGGCUCACUGAACGUCCCUGCGAAUUGCGCCGCGAACAUCGGCGCUUUCACAGGCGGCCUUUCUGUGCUGAUGCAAUCGACUCUCUCCGCCGACCUGAUCUGCAACAAAGGCGUCAAGGCCGGCAAGCUGACCCCAGAAGCCAAGAUCGACGCCGUGGUUUCUGCUGCUACGACAGGCAAAAUCACCAAGCAGAAGAAGCAGGUCUCGAAGAGUGUGUACAACUAUCUCAAGAAGGCCGGCGUCGAUGUGAGUACGCUGCCAGCGCCACCGGCGGUGCCGAACGAUGCCGUGUACGGUGCAGUUGCCCGGUGCGUGGCCCAGCUAGACUUGGGCGCCACCUUCGUCAUGAGGUUUGCCAUCAUCUUGGCGGACACCACCAUCCACUGCACCCCAGGAGUCGUCGAAACCGAGGGCCGCGUUUGUGCGGUGGACAUCACGGGCAUCCUCGCCGUGCUGAGCCUGUCCGUCCGCUUCUUCUCCCUGGCCAGCAACUCGUGCGUGAACAUCGUGGGCCGUGCGGACAAGGACGCCAACUGCGUGGCCGCCUGCUCGGGCAUCACCGGCUCCACCAUGGCCAUGACCUCCUCGGGCAUGAACUUGGACGCUGCAUGCCGCAAGGCCUUUGGCAAGUGGGACCCGGACGCCUGGCCAAGCCAGCUGGGGCCUGUCAGCGCCUCCGGCCAGACCCACGGCGAGGAGCUCCAUGUCCCUGCCAGGGAUGGCAACACCAUCAUCGCAGAGCCGUGA